Brassica rapa (field mustard) is the source of this 3657-nucleotide messenger RNA. RefSeq names its product F-box/LRR-repeat protein At1g48400. Lineage: Eukaryota; Viridiplantae; Streptophyta; Magnoliopsida; Brassicales; Brassicaceae. The record is from RefSeq and is a predicted model, not a curated record.
UUGCCGACACCAAUCCGCAUAGUAAGUGGGUUUUGCACGCUUGUAGGUACUGUCAAACAACGUUCCAUCUGCAAACCUCGCGGUAUAAUGAACCUACCCCCACACCAGCACCAAAGUCUCAAACUUUGAACCCAAAAAACUUUUGCAAUGCGUAAUGUGUCGUAAUUAACACGAAAAGUGAUGGACUUUGAUAAAUUCUUAAAACAGAAAGAUGGAUGUAUAAAUAUGAACCCUAAACGCUCAUGCCAAAAACCAAAAUCUCUCAAAGUCCUUAUUGCAAAGAGAAAAAAAUGAAUCCAUCGAUUUUAAUCUUAACAGUUUUCGUACUUCCCCUCCUGGUACCAACGGUGAUUCCUCACGACUACUCGGAUGUGAUAACAUUUGAGAACUAGAUAGAGUUGUGUUUUAUUGAAACAUAAACUAAGAUAGCUCAAUGAGCUUUAUUGAAAUAUAAAGAACAUAAAGAGAAAGACUUUGGGUUGUCUGCAAGAGAUUCAAGAGUUAUAUUGAUGCUUUAUAAAGAUGAGAAGAGAGGCUGCUAGAAAGCACAGCCAAAGUUGAGUUUUACAAAACCUUAAACUACUAUUUAUAUAAAUCUAAAUGCUAGAACCCUAGUUACAUGGACUUCUAUGCUCUUCUCCAAUGACAUAGUCUUGGGCUUGAUGUGGCUUGCUGUGUGGCUUAAUAUGAUAUUGGUGCAUUUAAGCAUAUGUUUUUGCCAGCCCUCAGAUCACUUUCUCUGAUGGUUGCGCUUGAUCUUUACCUCUAUCGCCAAAUCAUCCAUGCUUGUCCUGUUCUGGAAGAGUUAACCAUACGCGACGGGGAAGUUCCAGAUGUGUUGUCAAUUUGUGGUGGUACGGUCGUGGAACAUGCAUCAAUCAAGCGUCUUGUGAUUGUAACGCCUCUUCCUGAUGGUACAGACUACAAUCUCUCGACAUAUUAUUUCGAAAGCUCUCGCCAAACAGUUCGUUUCCGAGCACCAAGUCUUGUCUGCCUUGACUACUCUAGUUUUGUCUUUAAAGAGUAUCAGGUUGAUGAUUUGGAUUCUCUUGUCGAAGCAAGGCUGAGUCUCAAGUUAUGGUGGUCAAUUAGUCAUUUUUUUUUUUUUGUCAAAUAUGUGAAUUUCAUUAAGCAAAUAAUGACACAGAGAGAUACAUUGUAGUGCAUCUAAGUUGCUAAUCAAAGCAAGAGUGUCUUAGGGAGCCACAAAAAAAGUAAAAAAGACUCACUAGGACAAGAAAGGUUCAAUCACAACACAAUGGAAGUGAUUAAAGCUUAGCUAAACUAACAGUUCCAUGGACAACUUUGAAGUUUGCAGUAGACACAGCGAGAGAGAUGAUGCCGGAACCUACAUCAAAACCGCACAGGCCCGAAGAGAACACAGCCGGAGAACAGUCCGAGGGACCGCGGACCGUCCCGAAGGCGACUCGAACCAUAGAAUAGGCGAAGCAGGGUUGACCUUGCCCUGGUCCGGCCAUCACUAGCGGUAGAGUCCACUCCAGACGCUGCAAUCUCAAGAAGAUGACAAACCGUUAUCCCGGUAAUCCAAACCCGACGAUGAGAAGCCAGAAGUUGAAGCACAGGUGGGUAACAAGCAGAUACAAGCGGAGGUUUUAGCAGCUCGACUCCGGUCCCAUCACGCUAGCAGAGCACAAAAGGUACCAGCUUCAGAACAUCAAGAGAGGCAGGAUACAGAGGCCUUCUUCCUUCUGAAACUUGAAGAGCGAAGGAACAUGAGCUCCCAUCAGCAGGCGAGAGAGGAGAAGAGACCCAUGAAAGAGAGCUGAGAUAUCGCAAAGUAACGGCACGAAACUCCGAGCUAUCCCGACAUCCCCCGAUAGAUCUGGAUCCUAACAAGACGCCAUGGUAGUUGUCGAGAAAGUGUACCAGAAAGAAGUCCCCAGCGAAGAGUCUCACCAUCGCCUUUUUCAUCUCAGAACGAGUCACGAGACAGGGAAGUUCUUACCUUUAGCAAUCGUAGGAGGAGACAGAGGAAGACAGAGGAGGCAGUGAACUGACCGGAACGGCGAAGGCAGCGACGCUUAUCCAUUCCGGCGACCCUCCGUGAGAGAUCUGACCCAGAUCCGCUCAAGUCAAACCCUAGAUCUACUUCCAAGACGACGCCUCCUGCUCAGAUCUGACUCUCCACGACCUCGCCAUCACUCCAGGGAAGCUGAGGACGCCCUCAGACGCCGGUUUGGUUCGCCGGAUCCGGCUGCUAUCCGACGAAAACCAGAGUAGAUGAAGCAAGGAGGAAGUGGAGAAACUGAAUCGUGAGAGAGGAGAGACUGGACACAGUAACGAUUGGGGUGGCGACCGACGGGUAGAGACCUCCGUCGGCCACCGGAGCUGAUGUCAGAUACGAUUAUGAUUAUUAUUAGUCAUAAUUACGAUUAUGAUUAUUAUUACGAUUAUGAUGGCUGUUUUUAUCUUGGUUAUCCACGCCCGCCUAUAUUCGGUGAUGUUACAUGUCUAGUUACGGCUAUAAGAAACAUUACCACCCUUCACUUGUCUCCUGAUUCCCUUGAGGUAGGUCAGUCCUUCUUAUAAUACUAUUAUUUGUUUGUGGUUGUAAUAUAUUAAAAAAUUUAUAUAAUGGAUCAGGUAUUUCAUUUCUGCUGUAAAUCCAUGCCAUGCCUAUGUUCAACAACCUUGUUACUUUAUCCCAUUGAGAGUAACAAGCAAAAAAGUUGGCAAGUGAUGCCACUUCUGCUCAAGUCUUGUCCAAAUCUACAAACUUUAGUUUUCAAGGUAUAUAAAUAUCAGUUUACUUUUUUUUGUUGUUGUUGUUGUUUCCAUUGAAUAAUGUACAUGUCUUAAAUUGGUCUGUUUUCCAGGGUCUUCUUCACAGAGUAACAAAUAGAUGUGGAGAUGCAUGCGCUUGCAACCCGGGUCAGAAAAAGAGGAAGAGGAUAAAAAAGAUGAAAGAAGUAUGUUGUCUCCAGACAUGUCGAGUGAAGCUGCUAGAGAUUUCAGACUAUGGAGGUUAUUUUCAAGAGCUGAAACAAAUGAGUCAUUUCUUGGACAAUUUGGAAUGUCUUGAAACUCUAAAAGUUGGUGUUAACCCGGACAAGAAUAGUGAGUUUGUGCGAGAUGAUGUAAUGGCUCUUCCCAGACUUUCAUCAAAGUGCACCAUUCAAUUCAUCUGACCUUUUCUUUCCUUAACCUCUUUUUUUUGUAAUGUUGCAAAAUUGAUAAUGAUUAUUAUCACUUUAAAUAUCAUUAUUUCAUGUUGCUUACAAUCUAUUAAAAAGGAUAAUAACUGUUUUCACAUGGCCCUUGUGAUUCUCAAGAACGAGAACUUUUAAAAUGUCAAACAAGAAGUUAUUGUCGAUGGUCCAAAGGAUUUUCUCACCUUGUUGCUCAAUUUCCACAAUAAUAAUAAUCAAAAUACGUAGAGAAAUAUUAUCAUAUAGCUCCGUAGUUUUAGUUUCAGAAGAAAUACUAAAUAAACGUUACACGUUCAAAUUUGAAUUGUCACAAAGAUGCGAGCAAAGAGAACAAGAGAGCUCAAAUGUUUGCAAACUCAGCGACCAACAAAGCUCCUCACUUUCUGCCUUUAGCAUUUUUCAAGCCUUUAGUAAGCAUCCGUGGUGCAAUCGCCAUUGACAUAAGCUCUUGGAAGAGCAAUUUGCAAGCAUAUGGAAUGUGAACCUG